AUGUCACGGCUGCGUAACGAUCUCAACGACCUGAAGAACAUGGUUGAAGAGACGGUGUCGAUACAAGAGUAUACAACGAAAGUACUUCAACCGUUGUAUCACGUGCAGCAGCGUAUGCUAUUCAUCAACGACACGCAAGAUGAAAAAGACCGAAAAAUAUUGGAUGACCAGUUCACAGCGAUCUGUGUUGCCGAAUUUGAGGACCUGGUCACGCACUUCGAAAACAACGUAUUGACCAACUGCAAAAACGUCAAUAACGAGUUUGCCAUUCGGUUGAGGGAUACCUUGGCGGGGAUCAAAGCACCAACUGACGAAAAAGGCCGAAAGCAGAAACAAGCGAUCACGGAUUACAUGAUCGGGUGGGAAUCCAAAAAGGCAACACGCGUCCUCGAUGAAUUGAAACCGAUUGCAGAAAAACACACGGCGAUGAACUGGAAAACAGAGGAAACCUGGGAACGGCUUCACGAGGUUGUACAAAAAGCGGCCGAUGAUGGCGGGAGACCAAAGUCGCCAAUCGGGUGCGUCACCCUGACAGUGCUGUACACCAGAGAUUAUGGCCAGGAUGCCAUGACAGCAUGGCUCGAUUCCAUCCGGUCAACAAUGGUUACGAUCUUGAGCACCGCAGCUGUCUGCUAUCCACACACACUCGCGGAUCUGAAAUUGAUUCCUACCCAUCUCGACGAAUUGCAGAAGCGUUUGCAAAAUGUCGUAGCGGGGGUGUCAGAUUUGAUCAAGAGAGAAAUGGAUCAAAGUGCAGCCUUGGACAAUGUGUUACUUAAAAGCUGGAUCAAGGAGCGUGGCGAAAGAGAGACUCCUGCCGAGUGGGCGAAACGGACAAAGCAGCAUUUUGAUAACAUUGGCCCAUAUGAUUCAAAUACAACCUACAUCGUGGCCAGAAUGGGAGACAAUGAGACUGACUCAUCGGGAGGUCUAUAUAAUAAACUCCAAACCGUACCCCUGCAACAUGAACAUGAUGGAUGGAAGAUCGUCCUUUGGCGAAACCCGAAAACAAAAUGGGGCACCCAGGAGGAAACAGGCUUUGACACAUUGACGACGAACUUGACGAUUGGAACGGAAGGAAAACCAAAUGUUAGCGAAUUGGCUCGAAUUUUUCCAAACUAUUUCGUCGAAUGGCAUAGCCUCGAUAAUGAGUUUUCGGGCAACGUUGCGAUUCUGGAACCAGGCAAUAACAUCCUGGGAAGCUAUGACCUCACCACCCAUCAGCGCCUACAUUUCCGGAAGGACGCAGAUAACAGCUCCAAUAUCCUAUAUAGCUUCGUUGUCUUAAAUGUAUCUGGG
Molecule: messenger RNA, 1299 nt
Organism: Mesorhabditis spiculigera
Lineage: Eukaryota; Metazoa; Nematoda; Chromadorea; Rhabditida; Rhabditidae
Source: the annotation of a GenBank genome assembly